This is a messenger RNA of Lacerta agilis (Sand lizard), 2716 nucleotides long. RefSeq names its product PDZ and LIM domain 7 (gene PDLIM7). Gene Ontology annotation, molecular function: actin binding; muscle alpha-actinin binding. The record is from RefSeq and is a predicted model, not a curated record. Gene Ontology annotation, biological process: muscle structure development; heart development; actin cytoskeleton organization. Gene Ontology annotation, cellular component: adherens junction; stress fiber; filamentous actin. The transcript has 14 exons. Bases 85 to 1470 code for a protein of 461 amino acids. Lineage: Eukaryota; Metazoa; Chordata; Lepidosauria; Squamata; Lacertidae.
CUGAGACGGGGCGGUGGAGCAGGCGGCAGCAGCUCAGUAGCUCCGCCCUUCUCUCAGGAGGUCGCGCUCCGGGACUUUGCAGAAAUGAGUGACAUGGACUCGUACAAGGUGCUGCUGGAUGGGCCGGCACCUUGGGGCUUCAGGCUACAGGGUGGCAAGGACUUCAACAUGCCACUCUCCAUCUCCAGGCUCACCCCCGGGGGCAAGGCAGCCCAAGCAGGUGUGGGAGUAGGUGACUGGGUGCUAAGCAUUGAUGGAGAGAACACGAGCUCCUUGACCCACAUUGAAGCACAGAACAAGAUCCGUGCGUGCGGGGACAAGCUCUCGCUCAGCUUGAGCAGAGUCCAGAAUCUCCUCGGCAAGCCUCAGAAGGUGCAGAACCCUGACAAGGUUAGCGCUCACCCCCCUGAGGUGAAGGCUCCACCCCAGAGCAACCCCCCACCUGAUUAUGGAGAUUACUACCUGGAGGACCAGCAUUCUCUGCGGCUGGCAAGCCUGCCGGCCUUCCUCCCCAAUGACUCCAGCAAAAAGAGGCUCAUUGAGGACACAGAGGACUGGCGACCGCGGACGGGCACGACCCAGUCCCGUUCUUUCCGUAUCCUGGCCCAUCUGACAGGCACGGAAUUCAUGCAAGACCCGGAUGAUGAGCAUGUUAGGAAAGCCAGCCAGGUCUCCAUACCGGAUGUGUCUUCUGCGCCAGCCUUGAAAGUGGAGCCUGGAUAUGGCUCUGCUGCUCCGAAGCCUGCACCUGUCUCCAGCCCGGCCAGCCGCCCACCCUGGGCUGUGGAUCCUUCCUUUGCCGAGCGGUAUGCCCCAGAUAAAACCAGCACGGUCCUGAGCAAGCACAGCCAGCCGGCUACGCCAACACCGAUGCAGAACCGCAACUCCAUUGUGCAGGCUGCGCAGCAAGCCCCCGAGAGUGCCGACAAAACGCCCAUCUGCUACCAAUGCAACAAGAUAAUCAGAGGGCGCUACCUGGUGGCCCUGGGACGCUACUACCACCCUGAGGAGUUCACUUGCUCGCAGUGCAGGAAAGUGCUGGACGAGGGCGGGUUUUUUGAGGAGAAGGGCUCCAUCUUCUGCCCCAAGUGCUACGACAUACGCUAUGCCCCCAACUGUGCCAAGUGCAAGAAGAAGAUCACAGGGGAAAUUAUGCAUGCCCUCAAGAUGACCUGGCACGUUCAUUGCUUUAUCUGUGCUGCCUGCAAAACGCCCAUCCGCAAUCGCGCCUUCUACAUGGAAGAAGGGCAGCCCUACUGUGAGAGAGACUAUGAGAAGAUGUUUGGAACCAAAUGCCGUGGCUGUGACUUCAAGAUAGACGCUGGCGAUCGAUUCCUGGAGGCGCUGGGCUUCAGCUGGCAUGACACUUGCUUCGUCUGUGCGAUCUGCCAGAUCAACUUGGAAGGAAAGACAUUCUACUCUAAAAAGGAUAAGCCCCUGUGCAAGAGCCAUGCUUUCUCGCAUGUGUGAGGAGGAGGAGGAAGCGGGUGGGGAAGAGGAGAUCUGACUGCCCAAGCUGCUGCUCGCCCAAGCCCUGCAUUCCUCUUUCCCCCACAUUUUGCCCUGUCCUGUCCUGAGAGAGCUGCCCCCACCGCCACAACCCAAACCCUUCACUUGACAACCAUUCCCAUUGGGGGAGCUGCAGUGCUCAGAUUUCCCUUCAGUACUCUGCGAGGAUUCAGGUACAUGGAUUUAGAGUCUGAGCUUCAGGCUGCUGCUCUUUUUCACGUAGAAUUCCAUUCUGCACCAGCACUGAGUGACAGGGGCAGAAUCACCACCACCCUUCUCCAUGCUGUGAAGCCAUAGUGCCGCCAUAUGUCCAAAGGAUUUGCCAAUACCUCUUGUCACUUUUGUGCCAGCUGCAGCCAAAGAGGGGGAGCCCCAGAAAUGUAACUUCCUAGCUGAAGGAUCCCAUACGUUAGUGGCUGUUGCAAAGCAAGCAGAGUUGACACUUGGUCUUACCUAGGAGGUCCGUUACCUGCCACAGGUGUAUGUGGAUGCUUGCUGCCUCGCCCUCUUGGGGCGACAGCUUUUCCCAAUGCCAGGGUAGGGCUCGUUCUUGUGACUUCCUGCCUCCUUUGUGUUGUAACUACCAACUUUGGUGGCUCCUGUCUGCCUUUCCUUCCUUGAGAAGGCAUCGCAAGUGAUUUCUGUCAUCCAGGCCUGGCUCUGUCCUGCCUAUUAGUAUGUAUUUCCACAUUCAGUGAUGGAAACUCACCUCCAGGUAGACAUGUGGCCCUAGUGAAAUUGGGAAGAGCCAAGUCAAAAGUCAAAACGAAAAAGAAAGAGCUUUCUUUCCCUCCCAAGACUUAGCCACUCAUUUCCUAGAGCUGGAAACAGACUACCUCCAGGGUGUGUAGAGCCUUGUGCUACAAAAUUGCAACAGACCUCAAGCAAAGUGAUUUUAAAAUGCCAUGGAGAACAGAGUUUUCACAGGAUCCAGCCCUCUUCUCUACACCAGCAGAAGCUGCUUCUCCUUGCACCAUGAGAUGAACAUGUGAUUCACUCCCCAGCCAUACAACGCUGCGUCUGCUUGUAGCGCACAGCCCUGGGCUGGAUGUGGCCCCAGAGCAUCCCUACCAAAGAGUUAUUAUUUCUGAUUUGCUCUAAGUGUUUUUCCCAGAACCGUGCUGUCCGGCUGGGAGUCUUCGAUUCUUUGCCACCUUGGUGGUGCUUUGAAUGCCUAAUAAAAUAUGUCUUUAAUUCUUUUGUCACA